CCGCUGCAUACGCUUGCGCGCCUGUCUGUCACAACAUUGUUUGCGACAACAUAUUUUUUUCACGUUUAACCUUCUACACGAACGUGAUAGACGGAUUAAUUCCCCGUCCAGAAAACGAGCCAGUUUCAAAUAUAAUAACAGAAUGCUGCGGAAAUCGAUAACACGGGAGAAGAGCGCCGUAUGAUUUUAAUUCGAGGUUACCCGCUUAGUAUUUUGACGUGUCAUCAAUUUAUUUUUUACGUUUAUGUAACACUUUUAUGACAGAAUUAUGGACAGACAGGGGGUUCAUUUACGCGGAGGGCAAAAGGAUGGUUCCCCACAGUAUGUGUACUUGGACGAAGAAGACUGCGAUGAAGACAAUACUUUUUUAUUAAACAUCAGUCAAUCUUCGUUGGGGCCUCGUAAAAUCGAAGUGAUUAAUGUAGAAAUAAAGCCUGACGAUACCUUACAAGCGUUGGCUCUUCGUUAUAGUUGUACAAUAUCUGCGCUGAAGCAAAUUAACAAGAUUGACAAGGAAAACGAAAUACAUGCCAAACCUUACAUUAAGGUGCCCGUACAGCCAUUUUCAGUCUUAACUGAAACAUUAACUGACAAACAAGAAUGUGAUGACGAUGACGCUACAUCCGCGCGAAGCAGCGAGGAAGAAUUCGUUGAACGAGAAUUGUAUGAUUCCACUUCGACGAACAUACAAUCUUCAGGUAGUGAAAUCAAUACGAUCAUUUUGAACUCAGUAUGUACGCCUUUAUUGUCGCACAACAAUAGCGAGAAAAUUUCACAUACAGAAAGCGAUAGUUUACGUAGCGAUAGACAACGUAUAGGAAUGAUGAAGGAGAUAUUCAAUUGUUCCGGAGACGAUUGUGGAUUGUCUUGGAGACAGCUUUUCGUAUAUACUUUCCUAAUAGUUUUCGUAAUACCCAUUAUAUACAUAUACUUAUACGUAAGCAACGCAUUUGGACGGAUAUUUAAGAGAAAUGAGACCAGAAAUGACUGAUGAUGUUUCUGUGCAAACGGUUCCUCUCAGGAAACUAUGGAAAGACAAGCCAGUUCGGCAAGCUGAGAGAAGAUAAGAUGAUAUUUUCUAUGUGACUGUAAUUACUAAAUACGCUGAAAUUGCAUUCUAGUUUCAGAUUAACAGAUAAUUAUCUUCUUUACGGUGUGCACAAGUUUAAGAGAUAUUUGUAACGGUACUUUUAACUUAUUAAUAGCUAUUAAUUAUUAAUAGUUUUCCAGCUAAAGCAAUUUUGUAUCUGUAUUUAUAAAUAUCUAUUCAUUCUGUCAUCUAUUAUAAUGACAUAUUAACGUCCAUUAUAAUGAUUAAAGUUCAUCAAGUUUCAAUGAAAUAUUUUAUAUUGAGUGAAAUAUGAUAUUUUUAGUUACGACGAUUAUAUUGACGGCGGUUUCUAGUACAUUUUUAUGAACUGAGCUUUCAAAUUUCGUAUAGCCAAAUUGCCAGUUUAUUACGUGGUAAAGUAAUAACGAAAAGAAACAGGAGAUAAAUUUUAGAUAAAUGUCGGUGCCUUUUUAUAAUUACGAGCCGUCCAUUAUUAAUUUAAAAUUAAAACAUUACGCAAUAUGCUAUUUAUAUAAUGUAUAUAAGCGAGAUUAUUUGGUAGAUUUCUAAUAAUGAAUGUAUACGAGUCCUUUAUACUCUUCUCUAUAAUCUGAUAAGAAAUUAUUUAACUUUAGAAGAAGAUUAUUUUACACAUAUAUAUAUAUAUACACAUAUAUACGUAUUCUUAAUAUAUUAUAUUAAUAUAUUAAUAUCACAUGUGUUUGAAGCUUGAACGAUCAGAAAAGUCAUGUUAAAAGCACGCGUGCAGAAUUUCACAAGCGAAAAAUUAACAGUUAUAUUUUCGAACGUAUCUAUAACAAUGAUAGAACAACUUUGUAUUGUUUCCGUGGUGUUAUUGACAACAAAUUCUAAUUGAAGUUACCAUUAGUCUUCGAUGUCGUCUGUUUCUGUUUACUAAAUAUUUGCAAAGGUCAUCUGUCCCAGUCUGUUAAAUAUAUAAAUAUUAAAUAUGACAAUAUUUCUUUUAUAAAGCAGGAAUGUAGCACGAGUCUUGUUCAUACUUACCCAUUCCAAGUACGUCAUUUAAAUAAUAUUCGUUUGAGACCGUUACGGAUGACUUCUCCAAUAAAUUCCUUUCCUCUCGUCAUUUCUUCUCUCUCAAAAAUAUUAUGUGCAUUUUUUUAAUGAUAAUAGUGUGUACGACAUUACUGCUCUUAAUCAGCAAGUUAAAUCUUUGGAAGUAGUAUUUCCUGUAAAAAUAUUUUUCUUCCAGCCAAAGGUUCACUCCAGUAUAAUUCUACCAGUAUAGUUCGUUCUGAUAUUCUUCUAAUUAAUAUAUUUGACUGAUCAGUAAUAUUGAGUCAUUUGCAUAUCCCAUCGAAUCAAAUUUCUCAUUUUUAUGUGGCUAUAUGUGUAUUGUAUAUGUGUGUGUUUCACGUUAUAUUAAUAUAAUAUAUUAAGAAUACGCACAUAUACAGGGUAUCCCAAACUAAUCUUGGUGUACAAGUAGAACGGGUGAAACUAAGCAAAAAAGUCCCAUUUUGCAAAUAACACGCAAAAUUUCGAAUUAUCAAUGAUUG
Molecule: messenger RNA, 2592 nt
Organism: Dinoponera quadriceps
Lineage: Eukaryota; Metazoa; Arthropoda; Insecta; Hymenoptera; Formicidae
Product: lysM and putative peptidoglycan-binding domain-containing protein 4
Exons: 3
Coding region: 269-991 (240 amino acids)
Source: RefSeq, a predicted model, not a curated record